Panonychus citri (citrus red mite) is the source of this 540-nucleotide messenger RNA. RefSeq names its product PAX-interacting protein 1-like. Bases 1 to 540 code for a protein of 179 amino acids. The record is from RefSeq and is a predicted model, not a curated record. The transcript has a single exon. NCBI's taxonomy places the organism in Eukaryota, Metazoa, Arthropoda, Arachnida, Trombidiformes, Tetranychidae.
AUGGCCCAAGGUGAUGAUACCAACAAUGUUAACCCUUUAAUAAUAAAUUCAAGACCACAGCCAAUACCAAUACCAAAACCAAUACCAUUGCAAUCACAGCAACAACCAACACGAGCAGAAGCAAUACAACAACAACUACUAAAACCCCGAUCACAACAACAAGUAGCAAAGCAAGUAGUACAACAAGCAAGACAACUACAACCACCACAAUCGUCGUCACUACAAGCAACACUACAAGCAACACAACAAUCAAUAGAACGAGCAAUACAACUACAACCAUCAACAUUAAAAUCAAGUCCACAGCCAAUACCAAUACCAUUUCAAUCACAGCAACAAGCAAUACAACAAGCAAUGCAACAACAAGCAAUGCAACAACAAAUAGUACAGCAACAAGCAGUCUUACAACAAGCAAUACAACAACCAUCGACACAGCAAACAGCCCAACAACAGCAAGGAGAGCAGUUAUCCAGCAAUACAAUGGCGAUAAAUGUGAAUUAUAAGGCUCUCGAACCAAGUACCCUUUCCAGUCUCAAGUUAUGA